This is a messenger RNA of Dermochelys coriacea (leatherback sea turtle), 1402 nucleotides long. RefSeq names its product steroid 5 alpha-reductase 3 (gene SRD5A3). The coding region runs from base 205 to 1128 and encodes 307 amino acids. Gene Ontology annotation, biological process: polyprenol catabolic process; dolichol-linked oligosaccharide biosynthetic process. The transcript has 5 exons. Gene Ontology annotation, molecular function: 3-oxo-5-alpha-steroid 4-dehydrogenase activity. Gene Ontology annotation, cellular component: endoplasmic reticulum. NCBI's taxonomy places the organism in Eukaryota, Metazoa, Chordata, Testudines, Dermochelyidae. The record is from RefSeq and is a predicted model, not a curated record.
CUGGGCUCUCCUCGCGCCUCCCAGUGGGGCGGGGAAGCUGCCCGGGCCUCCCCCUCAGCUCCGCGGUGCCCGGCCCCGCCUUCCCUUUCCCCACAGCGGUAGCGCGGCUGCGGCGCUGCUCAGACCCGCCUGGCUCCGGUGCUUGGGCUGCGGCUGGAGGGGCCGGCUCCGUGCCGUGCCCGGGCGCAGGGAGGCUCCCGGGCCAUGCCGGCCGCGCUCGGCGCCCUCUGGCUGCUGCUGGCCGCCGCCUUCCUCGGCGCGCUGCUGCUGGAGCUGCUGCAGGCCCCACGCGGGCGGCCCGGACCCGGCCUCUUCCGGGAUCUGCUCCGCUACGGCAAGACCAAGAGCGGCUGCGGGCAGCGCCCAGCCUGGCUGCGGCUUCUGGAUGUGCCCAAGAGGUGGUUUUCUCACUUUUAUAUUCUUUCUAUGGUCUGGAAUGGCUUCUUGCUCCUAUUGCUUAUUCAAGCUUUGUUCCUAGCAAGACCUUUCCCGAUAUGGCUUCAGGAUUUGCUCAGUGCUCUUGGUGGAGCUUUGCAGAACCAGGAUGUGGGUGACAAACACCUGUCUGCCCUCUUGGUUCUCAUGCUCCUGUGGCUACACAGCUUUCGAAGGCUCAUAGAGUGCCUCUGCAUCAGUGUUUUCUCCAGUGGUUUCCUUCAUAUCGUACAAUACUGCUUUGGGCUUGGGUACUAUAUUCUUAUUGGCUUAACUGUCCUGUGUCAAGUGCCGGCUAAUGUCAGCAAUGAGAAGAACCUCUUUAUGCAAAUCUGCUGGUACCAUGGCCUAGGAAUUAUUAUGUACAUUUGGGCCUCUGUUCACCAACAUAGAUGCCAUGUGAUUCUAGCUAAUCUUAGAAAAAGUAAAUCAGGAAAGGUAGUAAACUUGAGCCACAGCAUUCCUUUUGGAGACUGGUUUGAGAGAGUAUCUUGCCCACAUUAUUUUGCUGAACUCCUAAUAUAUGUAUCCAUGGCCAUCACAUUUGGAUUUCAAAACUUAACCUGGUGGCUUGUAGUGAUGUAUGUGCUGUUUAACCAGGCAUUGGCUGCAGUUCUAUGCCAUGAGUUCUAUGUGAACAACUUCAGCUGCUACCCAAAAUGUCGAAAAGCAUUUAUACCAUUUCUUUUUUAGAACCUUUAUUUUUGUUAAAUAUGUCUUUAAUGCAACCUGUGAAAUGCUGUCUAAAAGGUAACGGAAGACUGAGGUUCUCAGGAGUAUGUGUAAUGAGACUGUCACAGAAGCUGUGGUGAAACAAUACUUACUGUCUGAUUCCAGCUCAAAGCUACACAGGAUUUUAGUGAAUACACAGACUUUAUCACUAAAUCAAAAUGAAACUUUUAAAAAGUAUCUGCAGUAUAUACAACCUGAACUGUACAUAGUAUUAAAGACCUCAGUUAAAAUGCAA